AUGGAGGAGGUUCUUAUUUCUGAUCAAGUAUUCAGUAAUCCAUAUAAAAUACAUGAUAUAAAUGAUGAUAUGUAUUUGGUAGAAAAUCAGCUUCCAUUUUUUAGCCUUGAGGAUUUGUUUACGCUAGCGAAUAUCAACAUAUCCUCGAACAGAGAUGGUAAACUUUCUAUGCUUGAGAUUACCCAUGAGUUCACUAGAUUUCAUUGCGGAUUUUUAGGAAUAGAGAACUUUGAAGAAAGAAAUUAUUUGAGGGUGAAACAUCUUGUUCAUUUUCUUAGAAUUUGCAUGGUGCCUUCUAAAUUGCCAAAGGAAGUGAGACCUAAAAUUCUGACGACACCAAAUGUAUCAAAACUACAUAAAAUUGGAGUGAAGUUCAAGUUGGGGUCAACUGCAAAUUUGUUUGAUAUAAAAUUCCGUGAUGAAAUAUUGGAAAUUCCACGGCUUAGUAUAUGUAGCCCGAUGGAAUAUGUAGUGAAAAAUCUUUUGGCGUUUGAGCAAAGUCAAUGUGAUGAUAAUCUCUUAUGUGACUAUGUUAUCUUCAUGAAUUAUCUUGUUCACACUCCCAAGGAUGUGGAAUUGUUCGUUCGACAAGAAAUUAUCGAAAAUCUUCUUGGGGAUAGUGAAAAAGUACCAACUCUUUUUCAUAAACUUGUGGAGCAGGCUACUUUUGAUUCUUAUUAUUUCCAGUUUUCUUCUCUUGUUGAAGAUCUGAAUGCGUAUUGCAGAAGACCUUGGAACAAGUGGAAGGCAAAUUUGAAACAAGAAAUUUUAAGAACUCCAUGGACUGCCAUUUCUGUCAUUUUUAUUGUCAUUCUUCUUUACUUGUAUUCACUUUAA
This is a messenger RNA of Pistacia vera, 837 nucleotides long. Its product is annotated as UPF0481 protein At3g47200-like. Bases 1 to 837 code for a protein of 278 amino acids. The record is from RefSeq and is a predicted model, not a curated record. Lineage: Eukaryota; Viridiplantae; Streptophyta; Magnoliopsida; Sapindales; Anacardiaceae. The transcript has a single exon.